This is a messenger RNA of Vigna unguiculata (cowpea), 489 nucleotides long. RefSeq lists its product as uncharacterized. NCBI's taxonomy places the organism in Eukaryota, Viridiplantae, Streptophyta, Magnoliopsida, Fabales, Fabaceae. The record is from RefSeq and is a predicted model, not a curated record.
AUGGUAUUGAAUAUGAAAGAAAUGAUGGUGCAUGCUAAGGUUUUUUGCUUCCACAUUAUUGGGGCUUGGGAGGAGAAUCACGAGGAACAUCUUCAAAUCUCCCAGGUAGAGUAUAAAAUCCUGAGAAAUCAUGACAAUGACUUUCCUCAUGUUAAGAAAGCAAAUAUUCCAAUAACAAAAGGUGGUUAUCUUAUACAUGGCACUACUCAUAUGCACACUGGUGUUGUCAAUAUUACUCUAUAUGGACAGGAUGGAAGAGUCUUAUGCACGUCGAAUCCAAAAUACGGAAUAGGAAAAGAGGCAGGAAAUGAAAAUGGUUACCUAGUUGGAAUGUUGGUUUGCAAUCCAAAACCUGGUUCUAUCAAAAUUAAAGAUGGUGAAAUUCUGACAGUGGAAUCUAUAUAUGAAAAUAAGUUUCGAACCGGGGCUAUGGGGCAUUUCUACAUUUACUUGGCAGAACAUAUACUAAAAGAAGAUUUGGAAAUUUGA